AUGAGCAACCCUGAGAUGGAGGGACUUAUCCGUUCGCAGAACGAACUGCACGGACGCAUCGCACGCGCCUAUGAAAACUUGAAGAAAGCGGGAGGCGCAAGAUUGACAAUGGGACUGGUGAAUGCUCGCCUCCAAGCCUUGGAAUCGAACUGGAACAAGUUCGAGGAACAACACGGCAAACUGCUAUUAAUGCCUCCAGAUGUUCUCGCCGCCACUGACUAUAAGGAACAGGACCUCCCGGCUUUGGUGGAGGAGACCUUCUUAACGCAGAAGGGAAUGUUCCUGGACGUCCUCCUGUCGCACAAGGCGAGGGAGGAGGCUGCAGCUAAGAAUGAGACUUCGGAGACGGCGACAACGACGAAUCGCACCACGUUACCGCGGAUUCAGCUGCCGGAAUUCUCAGGCAAAUACGAGGACUGGCCGUCGUUCCGCGACCUCUUCCACUCUCUCAUAGGCCGGGACGCUAACACGACGCCGGUGGAAAAGCUGCACUACCUCAAAACUUCCUUGAAAGGUGAGGCUGAGUUAUUAGUCCGGAAUAUCGCGACGACGGCCGAAAAUUAUAACAGUGCGUGGGACGUAUUGAAUGCGUAUUAUGAGAACAAGCGACUUCUCACCCGCGCGUAUUUGUCCAAUUUCCUUGCGCUAACGAAAAUGAAGAGUGAAUCGGCGGUCGAGCUUCGAAAGAUUUUCCACGGCGUCAAAGCAACGGUCAGCUCGUUGGCGAGUAUCGGUCGGCCUAUAAACCGUAGCAAGGACCUAUUCGUUUAUCUGGCGGUCGAGCUACUGGAUCCGCGUUCGCGACGCGAGUGGGAAACGUCAAUCGGCGACACGACCGAGCCUCCGACGUAUGCGACUCUCGAGCAAUUCCUCGAUCGGCAGCUGCAUACGCUCGAGUCGAUGCAGCCUGCUAAGGUCGACGGAGCCGCCGGUAAGGCCGCGAGCGGAGCCGCCAAAUCCGCGCGGAGCCACCUCGCUCGGAAGCAGGAGGGAAAUCCGGACGCCAAGCGAGGUCGUUGCCACUGCUGCCAAAAGGACCAUAUCCUCAUGUUCUGCGAGGACUACAAGAGGAAAACAGCCCAGGAACGGAAGCAGCUCGUCGACAACAAGAACCUGUGCCUGAACUGCCUCGGUUCUCACAAGGUCAGUGAGUGCGCGUCGAAGAAGGGGUGUGCAGCGUGUGGCGCGCGACACCAUACUUCCGUCCACGAUGCGUGUCGCGAGGUCGAGGUCGCGAAGACGGUUCACGCGGCUCAAAGACUUGCCGUAAAGCCGAGCGCGGUGCUCCUCGCCACCGCUCGCGUUCGCGUAGCCGAUCGGUUCGGAACCUUGCAUCACGCUCGCGCGCUGGUCGACCAGGGAUCGGAGUCGUCCCUUGUGACCGAGCGCCUCGCGCAAAGAUUAAAGUUACCGCGUUCUCGCACGUCGGUUUCGAUAUUCGGCGUCGGCGGACAGAAAACGGCCGUCGCAAAAGGACGCGUAUCGCUGACUCUCGCGCCGCGAACCGACGGCCCCGCGAUGUCGGUCUCCGCGCUCGUACUCCCCCGGCUCACAAUAUACGCCGGCGGUAUCGAGGCCGGCGCUGAAGCGUGGUCUCAUCUUCGGGGUCUGGAGCUGGCGGACCCCGAGUUCAGCGCGUCCGACUCGGUGGACAUUCUCCUCGGUGCCGACGUUUACGCGGAAAUAUUGCAAGAGGGACUUCGCAAGGGGGGUAGUCGCGAGCCCGUCGCGCAAAACACGACUCUUGGCUGGAUUCUGUCUGGCGCUAUCGGUGAAAGUGCUUCGAGUCACUUCGCGCAAUCCUACCAGUGCCGUGUCGAGGACGAACUGUCGCAACUAGUGAGACGAUUUUGGGAGCAGGAGGAGGUUCCGUCGGCUGCCGGACCGCUCUCGAAAGCCGAUCAGGAGUAUUUCAUGCGUCAAUAUGUCGAGCUCGGGCAUAUGACGCCGGUCGAUCCUCCGGCCGAUCCGGCGAAAAUGACCGUCUGCUAUCUGCCUCACCAUGGAGUGAUGAAGGAAACCAGCACGACGACGAAAUUGCGAGUCGUCUUCAACGGUUCUUCCGCGCUGCCGACGGGAGCGGCGCUAAAUAAGUAUCUGCAGACCGGGCCGAACUUGCUGCCGGCUUUGGCAGAGAUCUUACUCCGUUGGCGGCGUCACCGGUACGUUUUUGCGGCGGACAUAGAGAAAAUGUACCGGCAGAUCGAAGUCCACCCGGAAGACAGGGAUCUGCAACGCAUAGUCUGGCGUGAGAGCCCUAGCGAUGUGUUGCUGGAAUUUCUCCUAAUCACUCUCACGUACGGGCUUGCUUGUUCCGCGUUCCUAGCGAUUCGCACGUUCCAUCAGCUGGCCAAGGACGAGGGAGUUGAGUUCCCGCUAGGAGCUAUCGCCCUCCUACUGGAGACCUACAUGGACGACGUAUUGUCUGGCGCGGACACGAUCUCGAGGGCCAAAGAGAUCCGUCGUCAGCUGGACCGAAUCUGCAUGGCGGGCGGCUUCCCGCUCAAGAAGUGGUCGGCGAACGAGGCGUCGAUACUCGAUGAGGUCCCUCCUGAGGAUCGCCUUCAACGCGAGCCCCGGUGGUGGCUCCCGGGAGAGAGCCACUUGACCCUCGGGCUGCGUUGGCAUCCACGCGAAGAUCAGUUCGCCUACUCGACGCAACUGACCCAACUGGAGGCUAUUACGAAGCGGUCGGUCUUAUCUUUAGCCGCUCGGCUAUUCGAUCCGCUAGGGUGGCUCGCCCCCACUACCGUAUUAGCUAAAAUUUUGUUUCAGUCCACCUGGUUGCUGGGAUUGGAUUGGCACACGCAGCUCACUGACACCGACGUCCGACGAUGGCUCGAAUUCCAGGCCGGACUGCCUCUACUGGAAACGAUCCGAGUGCCCCGAUGGCUGGAGAGCGAUCAAGAAGGUGUUAAGCGCGAACUGCACGGAUUCGCCGACGCCUCGGAAAAGGCGUACGCAGCGGUGGUCUACCUGCGGACCGAAAGCUCGAGCGGCGAAGUAGUCGUGAGCCUCGUGGCGGCGAAAACCAAAGUCGCUCCGUUAAAGCAG
Messenger RNA from Temnothorax curvispinosus, 3054 nucleotides. RefSeq lists its product as uncharacterized. Gene Ontology annotation, molecular function: aspartic-type endopeptidase activity. NCBI's taxonomy places the organism in Eukaryota, Metazoa, Arthropoda, Insecta, Hymenoptera, Formicidae. The record is from RefSeq and is a predicted model, not a curated record. Gene Ontology annotation, biological process: proteolysis. The transcript has 2 exons. The annotation marks the transcript as partial.